AUGGACUCUGGAGCAGAUCGAAAUUCUUUCGAUCUGAAGUGUGCCAGAGACCUGAACUUGGAAGGCGACAAAGUACCUUUCGCCAUCAACGGUGUAGGGGGUGUAGUUACAUCAUAUCAGCAAGGCUUAAUCUCCAAACUGAUAGUUAGAAAUGUAACAGAUCCAAAUUUCUCCAGACUAAUUGAUGUUCAGUGCUUUCCUGAACCAGCUGGAAAAAUUACCCCUCCAUCAUGGCACAAGCUUAAAAGCAAAUUUAAGCAUACAACUGAUAUUGAAGUAGCCAAUUUCCUUCCGGAAGCGGUUACUUUAAUUAUUGGAAACGACGAUCCAAGUCUUCAAUUAAGUCUCGAAGAAAGAGAAGGUUCAUUUAACCAACCCUUUGCGAGACUGUAUAAACUUGGAUGGUGUAUAUAUGGACCAAUGACUUCAAAAAGCAGGUUUGAAAAUAAAUCGCUUUUAAGUGCCAAUGAAAUAAAUUAUUUCAUUGACAUAGAUGAAGCCGACUGGAAUUUCGAGACAAUUAAAGCCGGUCUUGUAAAGAUGUGGGACAUCGAAAGAUACGAGACCGACAAUAAAGAAUUUGAAGCGAAACUUUCUCCAGAGGAAAUACACGCCGACCAAGUUUGGAGCGAAUCCGAAACUAGGGUCGACGGUCAUAUGCAAUAUGGCUUACUCUGGAAAAAAGGUGAACCUCAUCUCGAAAAUAACUUUGAACUUGCAAUUAAAAGAAUGUUUUCUCUUGAAAAUCACUUCAAAAGAAAUCCUAAAAUUCAAGUCCAAUACGAAAAAUCAAUGAAUGAGACCAUUGAGUUGGGGUACUGGGAAAGACUUAACAUUUCUUUUCGCCAAGCAAAAGCUGAAAAGAACGUCAACUAUGUACCCCACUUCCCCGUCGUCAGAGAAGACAAAACUACCACCAAGGUGAGAGUUGUCUUUGAUGCAAAAGCAAGAUUCAAUGGCAAAGCUAUUAAUGAUGCUUUGCUACAGGGGAGAAAAAAUAUGUGCGACGUUGUCACUGUACUGGCGAACUUUCGAUUAAAGAAAGUAACAGUAACUGGUGAUGUUAAGCUCAUGUUUUUGCAAGUCUUAUUGAAGCCCGAAGAUAGAAAAUAUGUUCGUAUGAUAUGGAGACCGUCGACUGGUCAACAGCCACAAAUAUAUCAAUCCACAAGACAUACUUUUGGAUUGAAAUCGUCUCCAUUCAUAUGCAUCGAAUGCACUAAAGCUGCAGCUCGAAGACAUAUUGAUACCUAUCCGAUCGCGGCAAAGGCCAUGCUUGAAAGUACCAUCGUUGAUGAUGUAUUGACAAGCGUGGACGACGAAAAAAUAGCACUGGAGCUAAUCCAAAAUCUAAAAGAGAUUUAUAAGACUGUCGGGAUGCAAAUUCGCAAAUUUGCCUCCAACAGUAAGUCAAUUAUGGCGACCCUUGAUCCUGAUCAAAGAGCACCAAAUAUAGAAUUGACUGAUAAAUCGAUGAUGGAUUCUCCAUUGCCUAUCAUUCGUGUACUUGGUCUUAUAUAUAUAGCUGAAAAGGACAUUUUUACGUUCCGAUUCAAUUAUAACCGAGAUAAGACAAACUACACGAAGGCUCAAAUGUUAAGCGUCAUCGCUUCCUUGUUUGAUCCACUGUCCUUUUUAGCCCCAUUCACUAUAAAAGCCAGAAUUCUGUUUCAGAAGAUCUGGAAUUUUAAAGUUGAUUGGAAGGAUCCAAUUCCCGAAGAAUUGCAUCCAGAAUGGCUAAAUUGGCUACAACAGACAGACAACUUGGCGGAAUUUGAAAUAGACCGUUGCUUGGAAGAUGCUUUCUCUCAGUCAACGGCAAAAUCAAGACAAAUACAUGUAUUUGCAGAUUCUUCCUUGUCCGCCUAUGCCUGUGUGUUGUACAUGAGAGUCGAAUACGAAAACUUUGUCAGCACAAGAUUAAUUUUUUGCAAAGCCAAAGUAGUACCCAUAAAACAAAAACCAUCUACCCCACGUGCUGAGCUGGAAGCAGCCAAAAUAGCAGCGAAAUGGGGGACAAUUUUUGCUUCAUGGUACGGUAUUGACUCAAACGAUUUGUUUUACUGGGGGGACAGUAAAACCGUUCUCUGGUGGAUACAUCGAGAGAAAUUUCCAGAUAUUUAUGUUGAAAAUCGGAUUUUUUACAUCUUGAGGAAAAGCAAAAGUUUCCAAUGGAGAUAUGUAAAAACUUCGAUAAAUCCAGCUGAUCUUGCAACGAGAGGAAUCUCAGUCAAGAAAUUAAAUCAGAGUGGACUCUGGAAGGAAGGUCCAGCAUUCCUGAAAGACAACAUGAACACCUGGAACUCUUUUACUGAAGAAACGGAAGCUUUGGUCAAAGAGACAAGUAAACAAUUAAGUCAUAUGACAAAUAUGAUUACAUACUCUUGUCAACAAGAACCACUUUUAUACCAGUUAAUGGUAAAACAAAAGUCGUUUAAAAAGAUGACAAGAAUUGUAGGAUAUUGUUUACGAUUUUGUGACCUCUGCAGGUCAAAAACUAAAACUUCUAGUCCAAGUAAGAAGGUUAGAAAAAAUUUACCAAAAGUAAGUUUCUUCUAUUUUAAACCAUCUGAAUUGAAAAAAGCCCGAACUAUAUUACUAAGAGAAGACCAAACCAACAGUCUUAGUGAUGUGCAAAGAGGCUUGAGACUACCGAAGAAGUUUCCAAUGGACUCAAAUAUCCUAAGGUUAAGUCCUCGAUUUGACCAAAAUGGAAUAGUCAAGAUGUUUGGAAGACUCCAAACAACAAGAUUCCUAUCCGAGGAGAUUCGAGCCCCAGUGAUACUAGGUAAAAAUUCGCUUGUGGCAAGGGCCAUAAUAUAUGAUCUUCAUAUAGAAAAUCGACAUUAUGGCAGCUUUCAAUACCUUGCAAAUCAAGCGAAACAAAAGUAUCACAUAAUAGGAGGUCUCCCAAUGUGUAAAGACUUGAUAAAAAAUUGUAAUUAUUGCAAAUUAAAAAAUGCAGUAACUACAACAAGGAAGAUGGGACCCCUACCAUCUUCUCGAGUCCCUAACAGCAGCUUACGUCUAACGCCAUUUGCCCAUGUUGGAAUCGACAACAUGGCGGCGCUACACGUAAACAACGGUGAUAUGAUAGAAAUCCGAUAUUUCCUCGUAUUUGUAUGCAUGAUCACAAGAGCUGUACACAUUGAGAUAACCGUUGAUAAGUCAACAAAAUCAACGGUAUUAGCUUUCAUAAGAUUUCAAGCGAAAUUUGGCACGCCAAACAUCGUAAACACUGACAAUGCAGCGAACUUUCUGGAAAUGGCCAGACAACUGGAAGAGUUGAAAGUUCAAUUUACUGAUAAGAACAUCAACUGGACUUUCAACCCUCCGAAAGCAGCAUGGUUUGGUGGACAUUUUGAAAUUUUCAUGAAACUAAUAAAAAAGGCAAUCUUUAAAAGUAUCCCCAGCAUAAAUAUACUUUUAAAUGAUGAAGAGUUGGCCACCUUGACAACUGAAAUCACUCGGAUGUUAAACAACAGACCGUUGACCUAUGUCUCCUCAGAUGGCAUGGAAACGGUACUAACACCCGCUCAUUUCAUAAUAGGUAGCCAAAUCACAUCUGAAAUCGUAUGUCCGAACUCCAUAUCCAAAGACCAUCAAAAGAGAUACUUAUACUUAAUGAAGUACUUGAACAGUGUUUGGAAAAAAUUGUCUCAAGAUUACCUACCAAAAUUAAACUUAAGACAAAAAUGGCAUUCGGAUGGAAACAAUUUCAGAAUAGGCGACGUCGUAUUGGUAAAAGACAUCAAUGCGAAAAAAGGAAGCUGGCCAGUCGCAAUAAUACAAAGCUUAGUUAUGGGCGACGACAAUAUUGCAAGAUCAGCAAUGAUCAAGUGUAAAAAUAAAACCGUCCAGCGUGCACUAAACUCUCUCUCUCCCAUCGUACAAGUGGAAAGCUUCAGCAAUGAUGCCGAAGCUAUGAGGGGAGAGUUGCUAUAG
Paramuricea clavata is the source of this 3945-nucleotide messenger RNA. NCBI's taxonomy places the organism in Eukaryota, Metazoa, Cnidaria, Anthozoa, Malacalcyonacea, Plexauridae. The record is from the annotation of a GenBank genome assembly.